Scheffersomyces coipomensis is the source of this 1328-nucleotide messenger RNA. RefSeq lists its product as uncharacterized. The record is from RefSeq and is a predicted model, not a curated record. Gene Ontology annotation, molecular function: oxidoreductase activity. The transcript has a single exon. NCBI's taxonomy places the organism in Eukaryota, Fungi, Ascomycota, Pichiomycetes, Serinales, Debaryomycetaceae. The coding region runs from base 339 to 1286 and encodes 315 amino acids.
GUGGAAAAGAUGACGAUAUAAAAUUAACUAUAGAGAUAUGAUGUUUGGAUGUUUUGUUUUGUUUUUAGACUUUUCUGGUGGAGGGACACGACCCUCCACUUUAUUAUUUGGGGAAAAGCAACCGAAGUCCUAAAUAGGAAAGCCCGUUUAAACUGAAUUUUAAUUAUUUUAAUUUGAGAGGUGUGGCAAGCAGCAAGGUUCAUUUUUUGGGGGGUUAUGUAUGACAAAUUGAAAAAUAGGGACAGGACAGAUUACUAUUUAAAGGAGUCAAGUUGUCCCCCCUUUUCUUUCAAUUUAGAUAUUUGCCACUAGUUUCUUCUUUCAUUAAUCAAUCAAUCAUGUCGAAUCUUACUUCAUCUAUUCAAUUGACCAAGAAAUCAACUUAUAAAUUAAACAACGGUUUACAUAUCCCUGUAGCUGGUUAUGGAGCUUAUUUACUUCCAAAGGGAAAAGCUAAAGCUUUAACCUAUCAAGCUUUAAAGGAUGGUUAUAGACACAUUGAUAGUGCUGUUUAUUACAGAAAUCAAGAAGAAUGUGCUGAAGGAAUUGCUGAAUUCCUUAAGGAUUACCCUCACGUUAAAAGAGAAGAUAUUUGGUUUACUACUAAGAUUACCAAUGAAGCUCAUGGGUAUGAACCUACUUUAGAACAAGUUCAAGAUAUUGCUGAUUUGGUUAAGAAACAUAUUCAAUAUGUUGAUUUGAUUUUACUUCAUUCUCCAAAGACUUCUAAGGCUUUAAGAUUAGGAUCUUGGAAAGCUUUACAAGAAUUAGUGGAAAAUCCUAAUAAUAAAAUCAUUCCAGUUAAAUCUAUUGGGGUUUCAAAUUUCGGGGUUUCUCAUAUUGAUGAAUUAUUCGCUUGGGAAGGAUUUAAGAUUAAACCAGUGGUGAAUCAAGUUGAAUUACAUCCAUGGUUACCAAGAUUGGAUUUAAGAGAAUAUUCUUAUAAACAUGAUAUUUUAUUAGAAGCUUAUUCUCCAUUAACUCAAGGAUAUAAAUUAGAUGAUCCCGAAUUAUUAAGUUUAGAAAAGAAAUCAGGAAUUCCAAAAAUUGAAAUUUUAUUAAAAUGGUCUUAUUUACAAGGUUUUAUCGUUUUAGCUAAAACUGAAAAAUUUGAAAGAAUUAAACAAAAUUUGGAUGUAUUACCAGAUGCUAAAGAUGAUGAUGAAGAAUCCGCUAACUUAGGAGUAGUCUCAUUACCAUUGGAUGUAUUGGAAGCAUUGGAUAAACCAGAAUCCAAAGAAGUUUUAACCUGGGGUGGACAAGAUCCAACCUUAUACAAGGAUUAAACAAACUUAUGUUAAUGCCAAUAUGUAUGUGUAUUUAAAAAA